AUGCCCUUGCUCUGGCUGCGAGGAUUUCUGUUGGCAAGUUGCUGGAUUAUAGUGAGGAGUUCUCCGACCCCGGGCUCCGGGGGCCAUGGUGCAAACCCCGACUGCCCGUCCUGCGCGCUGGCCUCCCUCCCCAAGGAUCUACCCAGCGCCCAGCCCGAGAUGGUGGAAGCCGUCAAGAGGCACAUUCUCAAUAUGCUCCACUUGAAGAAGAGACCCGAUGUGAGCCAGCCGGUGCCCAAGGCGGCGCUCCUGAACGCCAUCCGCAAACUGCAUGUGGGCAAAGUGGGCGAGAACGGGUACGUGGAGAUCGAGGACGACAUCGGGCGCCGGGCGGAGAUGAACGAACUCAUGGAGCAGACCUCCGAGGUCAUCACCUUCGCCGAGUCAGGCACAGCCCGCAAGACGCUGCACUUUGAGAUCUCCAAGGAAGGCAGCGACCUGUCGGUGGUGGAACGGGCUGAGAUCUGGCUCUUCCUGAAAGUCCCCAAGGCCAACAGGACCAGGACCAAAGUCACCAUCCGCCUGUUUCAGCAGCAGAAACGCCCGCUGGGCAGCGUGGACGCGGGCGAUGAGGCCGAGGAGGUGGGCUUCAAGGGGGAGCGCAGUGAACUCCUGCUGUCGGAGAAGGUGGUGGACGCUCGCAAGAGCACCUGGCACAUUUUCCCGGUGUCCAGCAGCAUCCAGCGUUUGCUGGACCAGGGUAAGAGCUCCCUAGACGUGCGGAUUGCCUGCGAGCAGUGCCAGGAGAGCGGCGCCAGCCUGGUGCUCCUGGGCAAAAAGAAGAAGAAGGAGGAGGACGGAGAGGGGAAGAGGAAGGACGGAGGAGGAGGCGAGGGCGGCCCCGAGGAGGAGAAGGAGCAAUCGCACAGGCCCUUCCUCAUGCUGCAGGCCCGCCAGUCGGAAGACCACCCGCACCGCCGGCGCCGUCGGGGUCUGGAGUGCGAUGGGAAGGUCAACAUCUGCUGCAAGAAGCAGUUCUUCGUCAGCUUCAAGGACAUCGGCUGGAACGACUGGAUUAUCGCGCCCUCGGGCUACCACGCCAACUACUGCGAGGGCGAGUGCCCCAGCCACAUCGCGGGCACCUCGGGCUCCUCGCUGUCCUUCCACUCCACGGUCAUCAACCAUUACCGCAUGCGGGGCCACAGCCCCUUCGCCAACCUCAAAUCGUGCUGCGUGCCCACCAAGCUGAGACCCAUGUCCAUGCUCUACUACGACGACGGGCAGAACAUCAUCAAAAAGGACAUCCAGAACAUGAUCGUGGAGGAGUGCGGUUGCUCCUAG
Dipodomys spectabilis (banner-tailed kangaroo rat) is the source of this 1281-nucleotide messenger RNA. RefSeq names its product inhibin subunit beta A (gene Inhba). Gene Ontology annotation, cellular component: extracellular region. Gene Ontology annotation, biological process: BMP signaling pathway; SMAD protein signal transduction. NCBI's taxonomy places the organism in Eukaryota, Metazoa, Chordata, Mammalia, Rodentia, Heteromyidae. Gene Ontology annotation, molecular function: hormone activity; cytokine activity; growth factor activity. The record is from RefSeq and is a predicted model, not a curated record.